This is a messenger RNA of Frankliniella occidentalis (western flower thrips), 1630 nucleotides long. RefSeq names its product ELMO domain-containing protein 3-like. The coding region runs from base 461 to 1537 and encodes 358 amino acids. The transcript is spliced from 7 exons. The record is from RefSeq and is a predicted model, not a curated record. NCBI's taxonomy places the organism in Eukaryota, Metazoa, Arthropoda, Insecta, Thysanoptera, Thripidae.
GCUCGAUAGUUUGGUCAAUGAGCGGUAAAUAUCCGAAUGUGUACGUCGUUCACGUGAACUUUCGUGUCGAUAAAGCCUCUGAUUUUUAUUAUUGAAUUACUGUAUCUAUAUAAAAUUGUCGAUAGUGUAACCUCUAUUCAUCUUACAUUAGUGUCAAGUUUGCCGGUCCGGCAAAAGUAACAACCAAGAACCACAACCGCAAGUGCAGAAAGCAGGGAAGGGUCAUCUUUCUUCUGCUGGCUACCACGAAAAAAAAAAGCAAAAAGAAAGACAGAAGGAUAUUUUGUUUUAUUUCACUCUAUUUCUUUUCUGUUACCUUCGUUAUUUUUCGCCAAUUUUAUUGAAUUUGACGCUGUGUGGGUUAAAUUGCGGUUAUGAUUGUCUCAAAGAGAACCAUUUUAUUUGCUGUCUGCUAGUUUCUAACCUCUUUCUUUACUGUUGUAAAUGAAAGUGAUCAGGAAUGAGUAAAUAUGAAGAACAGAAACACAAUCUCAGCCUUAAACUGAAAGAUAUAUGUAGGCCUUAUCCACCUUUGGAAGAAAAGUCUUCAAAGACUUCUCAACCUAUAUCUGCUUUUGAAUCUCAUCGUAAGAAAACAAAUGUGGAAGAAGCAAAGAAAGCCUCUCUUGCUGUUGUUGAGGAAUGGGACGACGUUGCCACCAUAACACCAAAACUUAAUGAACCUCCUGAGUACCAAGCUAAAACUUGCACAGCUGUAGUUUCUUUCAGUGAGGCAUAUGAUUACUUCAGAAAAUCUGAUUUGAGUCAGCACAUGAAAAAUAUACAACCAUUUUCAGAAAGACAUGGCUUGUCUGCAGUUUUCAACAUGAUAUUUGGUCCUCCUAAAUUGAAACCAAACCUUGAAUAUGAAAGAGAUGUUGUUUUUGCUAUUGCCUUAUGUCAGCUGGAAUGGGAAACACCAAUUCAUGUUCAAAUUCUACAAACCAUUUACAAAAAGUUGACAGGGUCAAAGUUUGAUUGCCCCUCAAACGGAAGUCAUUGGCAAGAUGUGGGCUUUCAGGGUACUGAUCCAGGCACUGAUGUGCGAGGAGUUGGUAUGCUUGGCAUUCUACAGUUCUUGCACUUAGUAGUGUCCCCUCCAUUGGAACCACUUGCGAGGGAUAUCUACCGCAUUGCCAGAUCUGAGAGGCAAAACUUCCCAUUAGCUGUCAUGAGUAUCAAUCUCACAAAGAUCGCUUUGGAUUCCCUGCGCCGAGGCCAGCUAAACAGAGAAUGCAAUAGCCAGGGCAACGUAAUUGACGUUCUUAAUGAAUUUUAUGCAGCAGUUUUCUGUCACAUAUUUUUAAUUUGGAGUCAUCAACAGAAAACUAUUGUUGAUGCUGGAUAUAUAUUAAAAGAUGCAGAACGCUUCUGUGGACAUAAUGUUAGCAAGGCUUUACGUAAUCUCCAUCUUCAUUUAGCCUCAUAUGCAAACUGCAAGAGUAAUGCUUUUGAACCAGCUGUAAAAAAAGCAAAGCGUUGCACAGAUGAAGCAGGAUCAGAACUUGCAAGAGGUUUUCACAAUGUUGCAUCAUGAAAGUGAUUAAUUUUUAAAGAACUAAGGAAUACUUACCAAAAUAUGUAACAGCUGUUUGUUAUAUACAUGCACAAACAAGUCACCAAAAUUAAA